This is a messenger RNA of Clonostachys solani, 1239 nucleotides long. NCBI's taxonomy places the organism in Eukaryota, Fungi, Ascomycota, Sordariomycetes, Hypocreales, Bionectriaceae. The record is from the annotation of a GenBank genome assembly.
AUGGAUUUGUUGAGAGAUAAUUUUCUGAAGCUUUCUCCGGAAGUGCAGGAGGCGGUGCUGAACAGCGCAGGCAUGCCGACUCCGGAGGGGGAGACGAGAAACCUCGACGACCCGCCCAACGGCAACAAGUAUGUCAUUGCUCUCGUCUCCGUGUCUCUCUCCUUGACAUUCACAUUGGGCUUGCUCCGAAUGUGGGUGAGGACCAUUCAGGUCAAGAAAUGGAACAUUGAAGACUACCUUGGAUUUGCAGCAUAUGGCCCCUACGCUGGCAGCGUCUGGGUCAUGGUCUCUUGCAUGCACACGGGAGGCUUCCUGGUCCACCAGUGGAACGUGCGCAUUGGGGACCUCCUAGACAUUCUAUAUAUCCUCAUCAUACUACGCAUAUGUUACGUGCUGGUCAUGAUUCUGGCCAAGUCGGCCAUCAUCCUAGAGUGGACACGCAUCUUUGUCCCGCGGGGCACCAGGAACAAGUUCUUCUGGUUCAGCCGGGCCAUGCUCGUGUUCAAUAUUGUCGCAUAUGUCGUCCUCAUCAUCUUUUCUCUUAUCUCGUGCGUCCCCAUCCAAAAGAGGUGGAAGCCUUGGGCCGAGGGCAAAUGCUUCUGGAGCGCCAAGUCGCUUGAUGUGACUACUGCCUGGGUCAACUUGUUUAUUGACGUCUUCAUUCUCGUCUUACCACAGCGAAUCAUCUGGACUCUCCAACUAAACACCGGACGCAAGAUUGGUAUUUCAGUCAUAUUCUCCGUCGGUCUGAUCGCCGUUGCCUGUGCGGCUGGACGGACAUGGUCGAAUAUGACGCUCGACUACGCAGGCGACACGUCAUACGACGCAUCCAUCAACACCAUCUGGGGGUGGAGCGAGAUGACUUGCGUCCUGAUCGUGUUCUACGCUCCCGGGGCGGCCAAGGCCUUCACCAAGCAGGGAGUGUUCCACGGCAUGCUCUCCUCCCUGCGGUCCUGGAGGCGUCUGGAUGGCUCCAAGCAGUCAAACUACCAGAGCGCCGAUAGCAAGGGCUACCCGCCAGUCGACACCUCCAGCAGCCAGAACCUGACGGCGACGGAGAUGGAGGUGAUGAGAUCCCAUGGCCACCAUCGCGAUGCUGAGGUUGGCUUCGGCGAUGUUGGUACUGGCCAUGGCAUUACGAGGAUCACCAAGCUAGAGACGCGCGUGCGCAGCGCAUCCAAUACCUCGACUGAUCCCGUCAUAGAACACCAGCACCCGUGGAUGGGCGACAGGAGGUAG